AUGGCAAGUAGUCCGAGCCAGUCGGUUAGGCUCGCUGCAGCUACCACCGACUCACGUUCUGAUGCAGCUGUGGCAAGUGGUGGGCCUUUCGAGGUGGUCCGACGGCAAAGGGGUGAGCGGGAGCACUGGAGAAGACGCCAACCCGUGAGCCCCUCCUCCCAACAUGGCUCCGAGUUCGAUCCUGCAGAAUCUCUAGCCAUGGUCGCUCCCAUCAAUGAGGCUAUGUUCUACAUCCGGACCGAGAGCGCGAGCGAGCAGAGCUGGGGCAUGACCAACGCCGCAAUCAGCAUGCGCAGGGUCGCAAGCGAGGCGCGUCGUCACGUCGAUCAGGACCCCCUGUAUGCCAUCCUCCUGCAAGCCAAGGAUGGAGUGGCUACACUCCUCAACUUACGGGAAGCACCAUUGAGGGCUUCCGUGCAGUGCAGGACAAAAUGUGGGGAAGGGGACCCUGGAGAUCGAAGGAGAACGCCUGGUGCACCGCCGUGUGGGCGGUUGUGUCCCGCCCACCGGCACCAAGCUGGACAUGCAACUGGCCUGAAGGGCGAAGGGCCCGGCCACAAUUUUGAUGGCGAUCUCAGAUCAGCGACCGUGACUGAGAGGGUGUCGCGCCCGGAAUUCCACGGGUGCCUGGCGGCGUACAUCUGCACAACUGAGAAGAUUGAUUCAUGUUCCACAAGCAUCGACGCGUUUGUAGGAAAGUUUCAGAGUUUCCGGCGUUGA
This is a messenger RNA of Symbiodinium necroappetens, 720 nucleotides long. The record is from the annotation of a GenBank genome assembly. NCBI's taxonomy places the organism in Eukaryota, Dinophyceae, Suessiales, Symbiodiniaceae.